This is a messenger RNA of Quercus robur (English oak), 2329 nucleotides long. Its product is annotated as protein SLOW GREEN 1, chloroplastic. The coding region runs from base 899 to 2011 and encodes 370 amino acids. Gene Ontology annotation, molecular function: protein binding. NCBI's taxonomy places the organism in Eukaryota, Viridiplantae, Streptophyta, Magnoliopsida, Fagales, Fagaceae. The record is from RefSeq and is a predicted model, not a curated record. The transcript has 4 exons.
AAUCAAACCAACCCUAUAGCCGAUCUUCUCAAGCUCCCUCAUCUCCAGUUGUCAACCAAGCUCCAUGACUCCUGCCACCUGCAACCACUGUUACUAGCUUAGAAACUCGCUUCUCUCUCUCACUAGCUCCCUUUCUCUCUGUUUCACAUGAGCCCACUUUAACAACCAAAUGGCACCAUAACACCAACCCAUAAAAGCUCACUUCAACAACCACUCCCUGAGUUGCCAACCCAGAUUAAAACCCAACUCAAAAAUCAAAGAUUUUUUUUUAAAAUCUUACUGCUGGAGUAGCUUUUUUUAGAUUUGAUUUUGUGGGUUUUGUUCUUUCCAACUUUUUUUCAUGUAGUUGAUGGUAAAAUUCCACCACAGAAAGAUUGAUGGCUUCUGUUCUUACGGAUUGAGAGAUCGAUAUUAUCUUAGGCAGCAUCCACCUUAGGUUUGGAGGGUUGCCAGCGGCACCCUUAAAGGUUCCUCUGUGGUCCACUUCCUCCACCGCUAAUUGUCCUCCACCUCUAAUUGUCGUAACCGGAGAUUCUCGGCAGCAUCUCUAUUUAAAGAAGAAGUGUGGAUUUGGUUUUUUGUAUUGAAGAUGAUUUGAUUUAGUUUGAAAGAGCUUAGUCUUUUAUUUGCAAAAAUAUGACAUGUCAAAUCAUUAUUGGUGGGCAUAAUAGUGGCCUUUUUACGCCACAUACGGACCGAGUUUAUUCUCCAAAUAAAAACCAUCAAACAAACACUUGACGCAAUUGAUGGUCACAAACUCAGUCACACUGCAGUAAAACGGCCAAAACCGAAAGCCUCUCUCUGUCUGAGGUUCAAAACCUCAGGGUUUUCAAUGGGCAGUCUUGCUGUGCUCUUCUAAAAGCUUCUGUUUUUUCAAUUUUUUCAGCUUGUCUCUAUAAUGGGUUCAAUCACUACUUGCUCUCUGUACUCUCAAACAGAAAUUCACUACCCCAGGUUCCUUAACCACAAGCUCUGCAAAUCACCCAAGUCAUCAUCACCACCACCAUUCCUACACAGACCACUCUAUCAUCCAAGGCUUCCAUUUGUACUAACCAAACUUCAUGUAUCUUCAAGAGUCUCUCACCUCCUUACACCCUCCUCUAUAUCCCCCAAUUUUACCACACCCACUUCAAAGCUCUCAAAUUUGGACUAUAAUCUCCCACCCCAGAAAAAAUUCUCUGACUUUUUAUCAGAAAAGAUAGUGCUUUUUCUUAUUGGGUCAUUUAUUUUCAUGGGUUGCUUUAGAAAUGGUGUAGCUAUAGCACUGCCUUCUCAGGCAAGUAGUUCUAGUGCAAAAAUGGAGGAAAAGAGAGAUGCCCAUGAAGGGAAAAUUGAAGAAGAGGAUAUGUAUGAGAAAGUUUUGGAGACGGAACCAAGAAAUGUUGAGGCUUUGAAGGUGGUUUUGUAUGAGAAAAUGAGGAGAGGGAAGACCAAGGAAGCUGUGAAGUAUGUGGAGCGAUUGAUUGAUGAAGAGCCUGACGAGGUUGAGUGGAGGCUUUUGAUGGCACUUUGUUAUGAGACUAUGGGGCAGUUGAGUAAGGCUAAGAGAUUGUUCAAGGAAAUCUUGAAGGAGAGGCCUCUCUUGCUUAGAGCAUUGCAUGGUCUUGCAUUGGUGAUGCACAAAAACCUUGAAGGCCCAGCCGUCUUUGAGAUGCUUAAUAAGGCUCUAGAAAUUGCACAACGUGAAAAAAGAGUCACUGAGGAGAGGGAUAUAAAAAUUCUAAUUGCACAAAUGCAUGUUGUAAAGGGGGAACUGGAUGAAGGCUUGAAGAAAUUUCAAGAUCUGGUUAAUGAGAAUCCUCGAGAUUUUCGGCCUUAUUUGUGCCAGGGAAUUAUCUACAGUCUACAGGAUAAAAAGAAGGAAGCUGCCGAAAAUUUUGAAAUAUAUCGGUCUCUUGUGCCUAAGGAGUUUCCACAAAGGGGAUUUCUGGAUGAUGUUGUGUUGGCAGCAAAAUCCCAAUCUCAGGAACAGUUUCAAAAGGAGUUUCAUACUGAAUUCUCGUACAAGUAACAUGCUUGUACCUCUUUUUGGAACUCAGGAGAGAAAAAAAAAGGGGGGGGGGGGGGUGUCUAGCAAAUUACUUGUUCAGCUGUUAGCUUUUUUUGUGCUAAGUAUAUUGGAGUUGGAGUUUGGAGAUAAACUUCCAAAAGUUGAGGGGGGGAACAUGUAAUUUUGAUGGCUAUGUACAAUGCAGUUGGCUUGUGCAUUUUUGGGGACCAAAUUCAGACCAUGUCAAGUAUAAAAUAUGGCCGUGAAUGAUUGAAUUGAUGGAACUGAAAUUGAUAAUUGAUUUUUGUGAAAUCAAUACAUUAACUUGGAGCGUGCACA